This is a messenger RNA of Hydatigera taeniaeformis, 1302 nucleotides long. NCBI's taxonomy places the organism in Eukaryota, Metazoa, Platyhelminthes, Cestoda, Cyclophyllidea, Taeniidae. The record is from the annotation of a GenBank genome assembly.
AUGCCGGUGAGCAUAUUCUCCGAGCCUUCGAUUUCUGCCAGUAUGGUAGAGGACCUGGAAGCUGAUUAUAGCGGAGUUUUCAGGAAUGUUGAAGACGUCCUUGGCCGCUUACAAAAUGUAUCACCGGUUGAAAGGUACGAGCGUCUCCAAAAAAUCGGUCAGGGGACGUUUGGCGAGGUGUUCAAGGCCAGGCAUAGAGUGACAAAACAGCAUUUCGCCCUUAAAAGGAUUAGAAUAGAGCAGGAAAAGGAAGGAUUUCCGAUAACUGCCAUUCGUGAGAUCCGCAUACUGCAGUCUUUGCAACAUGAAAAUAUUGUUUGUCUUAAAGAUGUUUGCUACAGCACAAGGGAUGAGCGUUCAUGCUUUCGUCCACAGUUCUUUCUGGUUUUUGAGUUCUGUGAUCAUGAUCUCGCUGGUCUUAGUCAGAGGGCUGAUUUUCCGAAUUCCGUCAAAAAAGCUAUUAUGCUCCAGCUGUUGAAAGGACUCUUCUAUUUACACAAAAACAAUGUACUUCACAGAGAUUUGAAAGCAGCUAAUAUUCUGAUCAACAGACAAGGAGUUUUGAAAAUUGCGGAUUUCGGAUUAGCUCGAAGAACUGUUGCGUCUAUCCGCCCUGAUCGGCCUCCUCGUUACACUGGACGAGUUGUCACUCUUUGGUAUCGGCCGCCUGAAAUUCUACUAAACGAUCGCAACUAUGGGAAACCUGUUGACAUGUGGGGAGCUGGUUGUAUCAUGGCUGAAUUGUGGACGAAGUACCCUAUAAUGCAGGGCGAAAAUGAGCUUGGUCAGCUAAAGUUGAUUAUCAACCUUUGCGGCUCAAUAAACUCGGAAGUGUGGCCAGGGGUCGAGCGUUUGGAUGCCUUCCGCGAUGCUCAGCUUCCGCGUGACAUAAAGCGGCAUGUUCGAGAACGCUUAAAGGACAAGGUGUCUUCUCCUUCAGCUAUCGAUUUGAUUGAUAAACUGUUGGUCAUUGAUCCAUCCAAGCGCUUUACCGCCGACCAAGCACUUUCCCACGACUACUUCUACGAAGAUCCUCCUCCAGGUGACCUGAGAGUCUUUUCUCGAGAAGGCACGAGCUACUUAGAAUUCUUUUCCAAUCCACGUCAUGUCCGCGGGGCCCAGCAACAGCAACAUCAGCAGCUCCCACAGGUACAUCAUAAUUACCACGGUGGUCAUCACAUGGGACCACAUCAGCGACCUGGACCGUACCAAUACCAUCCUGUAGCAGGGCGUGUCCCCAUGGGGCAGAUACGGCGUCCACUUAUCCAAGAAGAUAACAUCCAUCAUGACAGGAUUUACUAA